AUGUGCGCGGUGAUGGGAGAAAGAGAAAGUUCAAACCUUUGUCGGCCAUGAAGAAAUUCUUCACCAAGAAAAAGGACAAGAAAGACAGUGUUGUAGCUGUUAAGGCCAAAUCGACAACGGCGUUGCCGGCGGAGACGGACGAUGAUGAAGAUGACGACGACGGAGGAUUUAGAGCCCAUUCUAAACGAUCGGUACUAGCUGGCAACCGAAGCCUGUCUGAGGACAGCGUCUUUUCUACGGAGGCAAGGGGUCAGCCAAUCGCUGCGUUCCCCAAGGCAGCUCUGUCAGAAGAGAGUCUGCCUAAAUCAGCGUUUCAGAGCGAGUUGAUGUCAAAACUCAACAAAAGACGCUCCGAGUACUUGGAUGACGACAAUGAUGACGGCCUGCCACGGAGUCCUGUCCCAGCGGUCACCACAGCUGACGUCAUCUUGGGCGAGCCACUGAAGAAACAACUUAGCCAGUUUGGCAAAACAUCAAAUAACAGAGAUAGUGACCAGAGCCUAAUCAGUGUGGACAGCUCAGAAAACGAAGAGGAGGAAUUGUUUAUGAGCAAGUGGAAAAGCUCAGUGCCCGCCAGAAAGUCUGCUAGUCUACCAGCCACUUCCAGCAAAACAAUGGACACUCUAGACUUCAACAGCAUCCAGAAGACAGAGCUGCUGGUGAGCAAAGCAGCCAAGCACAAGAUGAAGGUGAAGCCAGCACGGAAGGCUAACCGACAGUCCCUGAAACAUCGUGAUACAUCAUCCCCAACACCCUUACCUUGUUUGAAUGAGGAAUCUCCCACAAGCUCUAAAUAUGAAGAGGUCAAAGAAGGCCGCACAUCGGCAGCACCACCUCCAGCAGUAUCUGCAGCAGCCCCACCUUCUGCAGUAUCUGCAACACCUGCCCCAACAGUGUCUGCAACAGCAGCAGCAUCAGUGUCUGCAGUAACCUCACAAUCACCAACAGCAGCAGUGUCUGCAGUAAUCUCACAGCCACCAACAGCAACAGUGUCAGCACAGUCACCAACAGUUGCAUCAGCACCAUCGCCAACAACAGUAGUCUUUGCAAUACCAUCACCAACAGCGGUAGAAACAGCUACCACACCAGUAUCUCCAACUGUGCGUUUUCCACCACAAACAGGCAGUAUCUCGGACUUACCGCCCCACAACAUGUCACAGUCUGGUUCUGCCACUCUCCCCUCUGCAACUGUUGCUCAACUGAUUGCUGCGCCAAAAGUGUUUGAAAAGAAAAUUGAAGAAAACUUAUCUUUGAGUGAUAGAGGUGACAAAACGAUUUUGUCUGACACACAUAUUUCAUUCCAACGGUUGAGCCAGAGUCAGAAAGGAGUGACUGAUAAUAAAUUUGAUACUGACAUUAAAUCAAGAAUGAGCCACUUUCAGAUGCCAGGCCCAUCUAGUGGUAAACUUGAUGCCUUCAAUAGCACCCCAGCAGACAUCUUGCCCAAUAAAGAAACAAAUCUUGAAUCUACUUCAGUAACAGUUCUUAAAGAGGAUUACAAAGUUAAACAUCAGGUUCGCAGUAGAACCUUGCCGGCUGUCAUAGGGGAACAAACUUCCCCGAAGGUGCAGAGAUCUAGUUCCCAUCGUAUUCCGAACAAAGGAAUAGAUUUUCCGGAGCCUCGAAAUGAUUCUACAGUUCUUUCAGAUGAAAAUGUUAUUUUAUCAUCAACUUCAGUAUCAUUAUCAUCGUCUUUGCCAGAUUCUAAGAAGUCAGAAAGUGUUAAAGUUUCUACUGCAGAAUCUAAAGUGGGGAUUUCUGCUGGUGAACCAUCUUGGAUGAAUAUGGUGCGAAGGAAGAAAAGUGGGCAAGAAACAAAUAUAGAAAUUGAGAAAGUAAAGACAGACGAUGCUGCUGCAACAACAAGACCUGGUUUAAGCACAUCUGCGCCUAAAUCAAUAUUUACUUCUUCCAGUUAUCUGGAAAAGAAGAGAGGUAGUACCGAAGCUGUUUCCUUCAAGGGUCGGGAGCUGUCAGAAGCAUCUGCUAAAAAGGCUGACAGUUCUGAUACCAAACGUCAAAGUUUAGACUUAACUUCUCAAAAUAAACAAGCUGCUACUGAGCCUAGUUCAAGUAGUAAAGAGUCUGUUGAGGUAGAGGUAACCCAUCUGGGGUCAGUCAAAGCCUCCAGGGGUAUUUUUGAUUCCAGUUCAAAGUUUGUGAGCCAGAGAGACAGUGUAAUACCAACACCUUCUGCAGCAUCUACUGCUGCUGAGCGAAUCAGAAAGUUUUCAAGUUCUUCAUCAGCAAUACCUGGCUCAAAUUCAGUGAAAGGUUCAAAUACCAACCAAGAGGUCCCAGCUGCUGCUGCUGUUGCAAAUGAUGCCAAGCCAGUUGCUCCUGUUGGUGGCAUUACUCAUGCCCGAGGUGGCAGUGUGAAAGCAUCACUUCCUAAAGCAACUGAGGUCAAGUCCUCUAUCUAUACUCGGAAUGGAAGCGUGAAAGGUCCCUCAACACUCUCUGCCGCUUCCAGCUCGACAUCAGAGUCACCAGCUUCAGCAUCAGUCAAAGCUGAAGCAGUGUCCGCCUUCAAACCUGACAGCUUCGAGACAACCCCACCAUCAGCAUCACCUCAACCAUCUGCACAGCAUGUACCAGCGCAUGUAGCUGCACCACCUAAUCCUAGCUUGCCUUCUCAGACAUCUUCGGUAACACCUUUAACUUACUUGGUACAACCUUUUAACGCUUACUCAUCAAAUCCUUCAAAUAAUUAUGCUUUGGCUUCAAGAUCUGCUUACGCUGCAACCAAACCCUACAGUAAAUUUACUUCUGCACCCACAAAUACAGCCACAAUCCUACCCUACCCCGCUUCAGAACCUGCUUUAAUUGCUGUUAAAACUGCUUCUAUACCAAACGUAAAACUGUUGACUUCAUCUUCUAAUGCUGCAACUUCUUCUUUUGCUUUGCCAAAUGUAUCAUCAUCGUCAUCAUCAUCAAGGAAAAAUAGUAUGAAAUCAACUUUAUCUUUAUUUACACAAGCGUCUUCAUUGUCAUCGUCAACACUUUCUGUAUCGCACUCAAGCACCAUUCAAGCACAGUCAUCUAUAACCUCAUCAACAGCUUCCAAAUCUCACUCAUCCCAUGUAUCUCAAUUUAAUUCCACAAGCACCUCAUCCAUUAGAAAAUCAUCAUCAUUCAAAGCUGCCACAACAUCCUCUGAGAAAGUGGUUCCAUUCCAGAAAGUGGUGGUUCCUGAGAAGUCAGCAGCAGACGUCAGGAAGCAGGCAACACCAGCCAAGGUGCCAGCAUGGCGGACAAACCUGUUGAGUAAAGAGGUCAAGAUAGAGAUCAUAGAAAACUCGCCUUCUCCGGCUCCAGCGUCAUCUACUCAGACAAGUUCGGAGAAUCUUAGAAAACCUCAUGACAAGGCCAAACAGCAAGAGACCCUGAAGAAAACGGAAGGCACAGCGGCUGCUGGGUUAACUGUUGAAACAGAGAAAACAACCAGAAGAACAUCGAAAGUGUUGGACAUGGUGAAGAAUUUCCAGAACCUUCAAGCGCCAUCAUGA
Molecule: messenger RNA, 3509 nt
Organism: Candidula unifasciata
Lineage: Eukaryota; Metazoa; Mollusca; Gastropoda; Stylommatophora; Geomitridae
Source: the annotation of a GenBank genome assembly